Molecule: messenger RNA, 2654 nt
Organism: Diceros bicornis minor
Lineage: Eukaryota; Metazoa; Chordata; Mammalia; Perissodactyla; Rhinocerotidae
Gene: C36H10orf67
Product: chromosome 36 C10orf67 homolog
Exons: 20
Source: RefSeq, a predicted model, not a curated record
AUGUUAAACAAGUUGCCCAAUGUACUGAAGCAAGCAAUUCAUCACGCUGCCUGCUCGCCUGUUAUUAUCGCAUUGAUCUGACAGCCCAAGGCUCAUUACGUCAUGAGCAUCAUUAUUAGAUGGGUGAACUAUUUUUCAUCCUCCAUCAGGGUGGUGACCUUUACCAUAGGGCGGAAAGCCACCAAAGCGAGGGCGGCGGAGCUUGGAGUCUACCGUCUUGUAGAGAGGAGUGUUGACGUAGAAAGAAAGCAGCUACGAAUCCACGCCCCCCAAGGCUAUCUAGAAGGGUCCAGAUUUCUUGGGGACCUCUCAGCGACAGCCUGGGACAGCGCGCCUGGUCGGGAAGCCCUGAGUCGGUGGUGGGGGGCGGUGGAAGCUGCAGGCGGGCGACUCAAGAGCCAGCCCAUUGAUCCCCCGCCCGGCCCGCCGCGCCCCCACCCACGGGUUCCCGCGCCCCGCACGUUCCCCAGGAGUCGCCAUGGCAACGGACGCCGGGUUCUGGACUCCGACUCGCCCGAGCCCGCAGCUCCGCGGGAGGCGCACGGCCCAGCGGCCACCUCCAGGGCUCCGAUGGAGACCCGGGGCGACACGCCCGAGACAGAGGAGUGCCGGAAGAUCAUCGAGAACCUCGAGUCCGCGAUUGAACAAUUCCAGUUGGAUGCCAGACUUAACAUUUCAGAUAAUCUGAAGGUUGGCUUUUACAGCACAGACCAUGCUACUCAAACGGAUUCCAGUGAAAUUUUGCCGUUAAAAGAAAUAAGUUCCUCUACACAAACACUAGUACAGAUUUUUAACUCCCUUCAGGUGGAUUUUAGAUUCUUCAAACAAUUGCUUCAGUUGAAAUUUGAAGACCGUCUCAAAGAAGAAUCUUUCAAUCUCUUCACUGCUCUACAUGACAGGAUCCUAGCAGUCGAAAAACAUUAUCAACAGAAUGCGGAUAACUUAAGAAAAAGCUACAAUCAGCAGUUGGCCGAUGCCAUCGCUGUUAUCAAAGGAAUGUACAAGCAAUUUUUUGAGGUGGAAGAAGAGAAGACUUCUGUGCAAGACUCAACGACUGUCAAAAUGAAUAUUUUGUUAAGAAAACUGAAGGAGAAAGAAGAAAUUAUUAAGGAAUUAAAAGAAGAACUAGAACAAUAUGAAGAAUUUAGAUUUCAAAAAUUUGACUCUUUUAUCAGAGAUACCAGCCCUGCAAAACUGACUCUAGACAAGGACGUUUCGGACUAUAAAGUGGAAAAUGAGAGACUGCUUCAAGUCGUUUCAGAACUCGAAGAAGAAAUCCAACUCAAUCUAAAAGAAAAUUCAGAAUUAGAAGAUGAAAUUAUAAGUCUGAAAGAGAAGGCAGAAAAGGAUCAUAAAACUAUUCAAAGGUUAAUUGAUGGUAGAGACAGAUUAAUGCAGGAGCUUGAUUUUGAAAAAUCAUUGGUUCAAGACAUGAUUAAUAAGCAGAAAGAGGACAUGGAAACAAGAAGAAAGUUUGACAGCACGGGCAGAAGGAGUCUGAGAUCAGUCAAGGGGAAAGAAGCCACUUUGUCCCCGUGGCCCUCACAACCCGGGACUCCAUUCAAGAGUGGUGCCAUUUUGAGGCCACAUUCUGCCUCCAUCAGUUCGUCGUCUGUCAGGACCAAAACGGUUAAGACUCCAAAGCAGUCUUCAAAGAAAGAGCCCCAUGUGAGCCCUGUAGCUCCUACUCCCAGAGCUGGCUCGAGAUCCAGCUCCAGAUCCGGCUCCAGAGCUGGCUCCAGACCUGACGCCAGGCGCUCCACGGCAGAGCCCACCCCACCAGGACAGUCAACAGAUCAAGGGCCUAUUGUAGAGAAAGUAGUGACGGUUAGGUAUGCAACACCGGUUGUGGUGCAUAAAGAAAAGACGACUGAAAACAAACGUUUUCUGGAGGAGCAAAUAGAAAUAUUAAAGGCUAAUUUAGAGAAUGAGAAAAAGAAGACAGAAAGGUUUAGGAAGGAAUCAGAACGGAUAAACAAAAUCUGGGAAAGGAAAUUCUUUGUUCUCAGGAACAGCUUCCAUGUCCUUAAGAACGAGAUGUUUACUAGACACACAUUGUUUCGUCAGUUUGCAGUGCUUGCUGACACAUCCUUCAAUUAUGUUAAAGUAAAACCUUUAUAUGUGCAGUCUAAAGUGAACUUGACAGAUUCUGCAUCUUCUGGAAGUGAUCAUCAUGUAUCUUUGAUGGACAACAAGUACCUGGACAUAGUCGGUGAUCAGAUAUCCUUUCUGCCUUCACCAAAAGUGAGGUUGUCAGGAGCCCUGGAGGAACAGCCUUUGGAGAAGCCAUCGAAACCCCAGAACACCCCAGUGAACGACAUGGAUGCUACUGGGUAACGGGGCAGAACACUGGGCUGCGCAGAGCGGGACCACAGAAAGAGGGCCCUCACCAUCCUGGCGUGGGGCCUGCCUCCCUGGCGAGGGGUACCAUCGCCAAGGCGUUUCUAAAAUAACUGUUCCGUCUCUCCGGGUGAUGUACGCGAAGCGCGCGCUCUGCGCGCACCUUUCCAAGCCUUUAAGGAAACCGCUCGCUGGUGCUGGGUGAGCGGGGCGCACGGAUUCUGAGAGGCCGCCAAAUCCAUUCCCGCGUUGCCCGGGCUCAGAGAUGUGCCCCAGCGCCUUAGGACGGGAAGGAACGAACCUCAAUUAAAGUU